Molecule: messenger RNA, 1026 nt
Organism: Impatiens glandulifera
Lineage: Eukaryota; Viridiplantae; Streptophyta; Magnoliopsida; Ericales; Balsaminaceae
Product: AT-hook motif nuclear-localized protein 2-like
Exons: 5
Coding region: 1-1026 (341 amino acids)
Molecular function (GO): minor groove of adenine-thymine-rich DNA binding
Source: RefSeq, a predicted model, not a curated record
AUGAGGAAAACACCCAGCAAACUCUUAAAGCCGUACCAGAACCUCAUUGCACAAUCAAAAAACUUGAGGCUCCGAGAAUCGUCUACUAGAGAUGCACCACCUAUUGCUGUAGUCCCGAUAGCUACUGCUCCCCCAGCAGACGAGGAUGUUGAGGCUGCUGAGGCAGAAGAGUUUGUAGAGAGUACGUUUGCUAAUGUGGGGGAUGAGGACGAUGAGGCUGAUGACGAGGGUCACGAGGACCCUCAGGACGUGGAUGAAGAGGAGGAGCAUGGAUCGACUCCCGACCCAUCAUCGACAGGUAAAGGAAACAGUAACAGUGGAUAUAUAUUGUCUGGAUCCGAUGUUCCAUCUAAUUACCGUGUUGUGCGACGAACAGACAACAACAACCCUAAUGAAACCGGUGGAUCAUCUCAAGUGGGUCCGACGCUGGAGUCGGUUUCUGUAGAACAGGGAAAUACUGGGUUAUCAACUACUCCAGCAAGGAGGAGGGGUCGGCCAAGGAAGUACAUAGUAGAUGGAUCAGCAUUACCGCCGAUUGUUCUGUCUCCACAACCGCUUUCAAUGUCGGCGCCGCCAUUGUUAAUCGAUUACGGUGAUAAGGGAAAAGCGCGGGCGGUGGGGCCCGUUAUAGAUGAUCAAAGGUUAUCCUUCUUCGGUGCUAGAUUCACACCUCACAUUAUCAUCGUUAAUGCCGGGGAGGAUGUUGCUGCGAAGAUUCUAUCAUUUUCUCAAGAAGGGUCUCGAGCAAUAUGCAUUCUAUCUGGAAGUGGUGCAGUUUCAACUGUUACACUAAGUUCAUUGGGUGGUACAAUCGCACACGAGGGUCGAUUUGAAAUACUGUCUUUGAAUGGAUCGUUUACCCCGUCUGAGAAUGGAGGAACAAGGAACAGAGUAGGUGGUAUUAGUGUUUCUCUGGCUAGCUCAGAUGGUGGAAGAAUUCUUGGAGGUGUAGUUGCUGGUUCACUUGUAGCCGCCACCCCUGUUCAGAUUGUGGUCGGUAGUUUUAUUCAUGAAAAAACAGAAUGA